Molecule: messenger RNA, 621 nt
Organism: Nicotiana tabacum (common tobacco)
Lineage: Eukaryota; Viridiplantae; Streptophyta; Magnoliopsida; Solanales; Solanaceae
Source: RefSeq, a predicted model, not a curated record
AUGAGGGCUAGAGUUCAUCAUUCUGUGGAUGGUUUGGGGGAUCAUCUGAUUAGAGACUGUAGGGUAGCAUCCCAAUCGGAUGAUGUAGAUAUUUCCCGCAUACAGGCUUUCGCUCAGACUACAGAGGACAUUUCCCGUCGGAUUCGUGAUACUCGCAGGGAUAGGGAGCAGAGUAGUUUCCCACCACAGAUGCAGGGCCAGCGGUUUGAUCGUUAUGUUCAGUCAGGACCGGGGCAGAGCUCAGGCCAGCCUGAGAGCCGUCGACAGGAGCAUUCCGCACAAAUGAGACAGUUUAUUCCUCCAUGUACUCAGUGCGGUAAGCUGCACACCGGGCAGUGUAGACAGGGUUUGAGUGCAUGUUAUAAUUGUGGGCAGACAGGACAUUUUAUUAGCCGGUUCCCGGGGUUAGGCAGAGGUGCACCAGCUCAGCCUUCAGGAUCCACAGCAGCCUCUUCACCCUCAGUCCGUGCUCCCCGACCAGGUCCACGGUCUACUCAGGGACGUGGUAGGGGGAGAGGUGGAGGAGAUACCUCAGGUUCUAGUGGUGACCAGAACCGCUUUUAUGCACUCACAGGCCGACAGGAUUCAGAGGCAUCCCCAGAUGUUGUCACAGCCAGUUGA